AUGGCUUUUCAUCAAUAUUAUUUAUCACUUAUCAGAGCAGAGGCGCGCAUCAACGUGAGCUCUCACACUGAACAAAUGCUAACACGCCGACUUCCGUCUACGGCGGCUGCUUUCUCUCGCCGCUGGGCCGGACUCCCGAACUUGGGCCGGACUCCGACGUCUCUCCAGUCACUCCCUCUUUCCCCUAAUAAACUCACCCUAACUGCUUUCUGUUCCACUUCUCAAACCGACUCAUUCCCCCAGCCCUCCUCAAAACAAGGCGCUCUCAUUUCCGGUUUAUACUUGGUCGGAACUCCGAUCGGAAACCUUGAAGAUAUCACCUUCCGGGCUCUCCGUGUACUGAAAUCAGCUCAUGUGAUACUUUCCGAGGACACUAGGCAUUCCGGGAAGUUGCUCCAUCACUACAAUAUCAAGACUCCUCUGCUGAGCUAUCACAAGUUCAAUGAAGCGCAGAGGGAGCAGACGGUGUUGAAGAGGUUGAAGGAAGGUGAAAUCGUCGCGCUUAUAAGCGAUGCUGGUAUGCCAGGCAUUAGUGAUCCUGGUGCCGAACUGGCAAAACUUUGUGCGAAUGAGAAUAUUCCUGUUAUUCCUAUACCUGGGCCGUGUGCUUUCGUGGCUGCUCUCUCUGCCUCAGGCCUGUCUACUGAUGAGUUUACUUUCGUUGGAUUCCUCUCUAAGCAUUCUGGAACUAGGAAAGAGAGGCUUGCACUUUCUGCAAGUGAGGCAACAACACAGAUAUUUUAUGUUCCUCCCCACAAGCUUCUUCAGUUUCUUGAAGAGACUUCUUCACUUUUUGGUGUUACAAGACGAUGCGUAAUAGCUCGUGAACUGACAAAAAUUCACGAAGAGUUUUGGCGGGGCACGUUGGGAGAAGCAGAACAAUGGUUUAUAACUCACCAGCCAAGAGGUGAAAUUACUGUAUUAAUUGAAGGAAAGGAAGAUACUCCAGUUGAAACUCCAUCUGAAUCUCAGCUUGAGAAUGAGUUGAGAGAAUUGAUCUCUAACGGGCACAGUCUUUCUACGGCUGUGAAAUUAGUAGCUGAUGGAACAUCGGUGAAGAGGAAAACGAUAUAUUCAAUUGCAUUGAGAAAAUUCGGAAAGCAACAACUUGUUUCAGAUAGUGAUUCUUCAGAUCCAUUGAAGCCACAUCAAGAGUGACCUCAGUUGCUUCCUGGUGUAAAAGUACAAUCUGCUGAGCGAACAACUGACUUGUAUGUCUGGUUUGCUUUACAUUGUUACCCCUUUCAGUAUGUUCCCAGAUUACAGGUGCUGCUUAAAGCAGAGAGAUGUAGUAGAGACUAGUAGUGUCACUGUUUUACUGAAUGAUGUCUCUAAUUGAUUACAACACAGUUCAAAUAUUUUUACAU
Messenger RNA from Fragaria vesca subsp. vesca, 1367 nucleotides. Its product is annotated as ribosomal RNA small subunit methyltransferase I-like. Gene Ontology annotation, molecular function: methyltransferase activity. The record is from RefSeq and is a predicted model, not a curated record. The transcript is spliced from 8 exons. The coding region runs from base 1 to 1158 and encodes 385 amino acids. NCBI's taxonomy places the organism in Eukaryota, Viridiplantae, Streptophyta, Magnoliopsida, Rosales, Rosaceae.